AUGCACCCCCCCGACCUAAUCUUGGCUAGGGUGCUCUCUGCUUUGGAGACUACCCCCUAUGCAUGCAUAGAUCUCAUCCCGCUCUCCGGUGGCUACGUGAAUUUUGUUUACCGUGGACUUCUUGUGUCGCCCUCUGCCACCACUCCUCCCACUACGCAGGUUAUUGUAAAACACGCCGAACCAUAUGUUGCCGCCAAUUCUGACUGGAAGUCAUCAGUGACGCGCAUUCACUAUGAGGCUCUCGUUCUGAAAGCUAUGAAGGUCCUUCCUCCGGCCGAGGUUCCGGACGUUAUUACGACCUCUCCUAUUCUAUAUGAGUAUUAUGCCGCAUCCCACACCGCGAUUCUGUCAGACCUCCCUAGAUCAUCGCAGCUUCAGGCCUAUCUCAGCACCCACGAGCUUGACAAGUAUGAGGUGUCCCAAGUUGGAGUAUCGCUAGGACGAUGGAUGAGUAGGUUCCACAAGUGGGGUGCUAUGCCAGAUCAGGCUUCACUGCGUCGGAAGAUCAAGGGCAAUCGUGAAAUGGCGGAAAUGAAGUAUAACAUAACUUUUGGCAGCUUGAAGAAAAGUAUCGCAAGGUAUCCGGCCAUAUUUGGAAGCAGCACCCAUAUUAUUGGACGGUUGGAACAGCGGCUGAAUACAGAGGUUGUGGGCACUGAGAACCAAUUGAUACAUGGUGAUUUUGGCUGUCGAAAUGUUCUUGUUUCACACGGAUCACUCCCAGCUGGACGUCGCACGCUGUCCCUCAGUAUCAUUGACUGGGAGACUUCACAGCUCGGUUCAGUAGCUAUCGACCUCGGCCAAAUGUUCGCUGAGCUUUAUGUCCUCGCUCACUUCCAGUUCGUCACGGUGGCAUCCAGAAUGAUCUCCCCGUUUAUGGUCGGAUAUGGGCCUCUGAACGAUGAGCUGGCAUUCCGUGUGGCCCUGGAAUUCGGAAUACACUUGGUACUAUGGCCUUGUCGUGAGCCAUGCAUCCGUGAUGAUCCGCUCGUCACAAGAUGCGUCGGUCUGGGCAAGGACAUGAUUGUGCAUGCAGAAGAGAAAGACAAGCUGUGGUUUCGCGAUGGGGUCCUUGACAGCAUAUUCGAAUUUGCAUAGGUCUACACAUUUUAAAGGUCUCGGAUGACCUGUGGGAGCUAAGGCAUCCCUCUAUAUCUUUUUCUUUUUCACUGCCUAUCUUAAGCGACACGAGGCACAAUGAAGUACUGGUAAGCC
Aspergillus uvarum CBS 121591 is the source of this 1215-nucleotide messenger RNA. RefSeq lists its product as uncharacterized. Lineage: Eukaryota; Fungi; Ascomycota; Eurotiomycetes; Eurotiales; Aspergillaceae. The transcript has 3 exons. The record is from RefSeq and is a predicted model, not a curated record. The coding region runs from base 1 to 1098 and encodes 365 amino acids.